Molecule: messenger RNA, 1938 nt
Organism: Phascolarctos cinereus (koala)
Lineage: Eukaryota; Metazoa; Chordata; Mammalia; Diprotodontia; Phascolarctidae
Gene: BID
Product: BH3 interacting domain death agonist
Biological process (GO): apoptotic mitochondrial changes; positive regulation of intrinsic apoptotic signaling pathway; positive regulation of extrinsic apoptotic signaling pathway
Cellular component (GO): cytoplasm; mitochondrion; cytosol
Source: RefSeq, a predicted model, not a curated record
AAGGAAGAAGGAAGAGUAAAAGGAAGUGGAACUUCCGCGAAGCAGUGGCUCCUUCUGCUUUAGCCUUUUACAGCCUCCUGCUGCUCUCCUGCCACUAUUAGCUCCCUUGUCCCCAGGAUUCUGACGGCUCGAGCAGCUGCUAUCCUGACAUCCAGGAGGCCACACUGAGGUUCCACUGAGGCACUGUUGUCCGGAAGUGACUCUGCAAUGGAUCAGGACAAUCGACAGACCAGCUUGCUGCUGUACAACUUCCUACAGUGUUCCAGUAACGACGUUUUCCAGACAGAGCUGAAGGAGCUGGGCAACGAGCUGACCAGGGUGGUCUUACAGGGCGGUCGUUUGGAGGACGACUAUGAGCUGCAGACAGAUGGCAAUCGGUGCUAUUUUCAGAUGCGCGAAGAAGGGGAGUUAGAUUCAGAAGGCCAAGAGGAGAUUAUCCGGAACAUAGCAAUAAAGCUUGCUCAGAUUGGGGACGAGAUGGAAGAUAGCAUCCAGCCCAAUGUGGUGAAUGACCUGAUCUCGUGGCUCAGGAAUGUGAAUCUGCCAACUGAGGAAAAGAGAAGACACCUGGCUGCUACUAUGGACAAAGUGAUGCAGACACAGACAAUUUCUCAGGACCUUGGGCAAGAGAAGGCUAAACUAUUGCUAACAAUGCUGUUGGCUAAAAAAGUUAUGACCCAUGCCCCAUCCUUGUUGCGAAGCAUCUUUUACAUCACUGUAGAUUACAUUAACCAGAACCUCCUUACCUACACAAGGAACUUAACUCAUGACAUGGACUGAAUGGAGUAUCUUGCAAAGGCCAUUUACCCAAACAUUUGGACUAUUUAAAACCUGCUUUUGAGAAAGCAGUCCAGUGUCUGAUGGAAUAGGCAGAACAAAUAUUUUUAGAUGUUAUGUUUUAAGAAUAAAGACAUGAUAAAUAUAGACAAGAUGCUGGAUUAUUUGUUUUCCUGGACAUUUAAAAAAGGAAAUAGGACUUUUAAUUGGUGAUUUAGUGGAGAACAGAAAUGAUUCUCUUCUCCUGUUCCUCUCUGUUACAGUGCUAAGUCACCUGUUCUGCAUUCAUGACUUUGGCUUUUGAGCCAAAGGUGUAUCAUUCAUUUCUUGACAUACGGUAGGUAGUACACGAGUGUCAGAUGCAGGGGGGCCACACUGGGGCACUCCCCAGUGUGGCCCAAACUAGAUUAAAAUGUAAUUGGGAAACAUUUAAAUAACAAUUUGUACUUGAGUUUGACACUACUGGCAGUUAUAAAUAUCUAUGGAAAGAAAGUAUUGAUAAAGUUCCAGUGCUAAAUUUCUGCUUUAUACUUGAAAUUUUAUUUGAUGACUUGAAGACAAUUUUUUGUUAAGACUUUAUAUAACUUAAUCAUGUUUCAGUUUUGUUGAUAAUUUUUGUAAUUGGAAAUAAAAUUUUAAAUUGGUUAUCAAUGUGUGUGAAAACCAUGGUUAAGAAAGCAACAUAAGAAAGCUGGAGAUAACUGGCCUUAAAAGACACAUGUACUAGAUGGAUAGGAGUUCACACUCUAAUUAAAAUUGUUUUAAACUAAUUUAAAAACCUUCAUGAAAUAACUCACCACUCUGUGCUGAAAACUGACAUGACCAAAAUGGUACAAGUGACUAGUUUCCUGAGUCAAUAAACCAUUAAAAUAUGUAAUUAGAAUAAGGAAAACAUGUGCACACUUUAAAAAAGAAUUUUAUUGUUUCUUAAAGUGCAACCUUAGGGUAUGGUCUUACAGCAAGCAGUGUUCCAUCUAAAGGAAAGAAAAGAUUGGAGAAAGCUUGUACAUACCCCUUAGAAACUAAAUAUAUUCCACUAGGGAUGGAGAACACUUCUUAACACUGAAGAAGUAUCUUUCCUGUUUAAAAAACCAAAUGGCACAAAAGGUUUUUUGCACUUUAAAGUGCUGCACUCCAACAAUGGAUUAGGCCACAGGUGCA